Tripterygium wilfordii is the source of this 844-nucleotide messenger RNA. RefSeq lists its product as uncharacterized. The record is from RefSeq and is a predicted model, not a curated record. NCBI's taxonomy places the organism in Eukaryota, Viridiplantae, Streptophyta, Magnoliopsida, Celastrales, Celastraceae. Bases 97 to 618 code for a protein of 173 amino acids. The transcript is spliced from 4 exons.
UCCACUAACCACCAACAACAAAGGAAAGAGAGUCAUCAUUGUUCCAAAGAAAAAUAAUCACAAGAGAGAGUUUUGGGUUUCCGUGGAGGGAGAGCAAUGGCAACACAGAAACAGAUAUGGGAGCAGCAGCAGCAAUCACAGUUGCAGAAAGUGAAAAACUCGGGCCUUAUCAGCGUCAAUGGAAGCCCAAUACAGGAUGACAAGGAUGAGGAGAUAUCAAGAUCUGCAUUGGCUAUGUUCAAAUCCAAGGAAGAGGAGAUUGAGAGGAAGAAGAUAGAGAUGAGGGACAAGGUUCAGGCUCGAUUAGGCCGUGUCGAAGAAGAAACUAAACGCUUGGCCGAGAUUCAAGAAGAGCUUGAAGCUCUCAUAGAUCCAAUGAGGAAGGAUGUGACAAUGGUGCGUAAGAGGAUCGAUACACUUAAUCGGGAGUUAAAGCCUCUAGGACUAUGCUGCCAGAAGAAGGAGAAAGAAUACAAAGAACUCCUUGAAGCUUACAAUGAGAAGAAUAAGGAGAAAUCUCAACUUAUUACCAAAUUGAUGGAGCUGGUAAGCGAAAGUGAGAAGUUGAGGAUGAAGAAGCUGGAGGAGCUAAGCAAGAAUAUCGAAAUGCUACCCUAAGAUGUGCUAAUUAACAGAUCAACAGUAUUUGACCCUUCAUUGAUUCUAUGUGUUGUAAUUGAUGAACUUGGUUUGUAUAUUACGUGAUUUAUUUUUGUUUCUCGGAAAGUUUGUUGAUUCAGCAAAGAAAAGAAGAAAAUUGUCGGAAUUCAUUCCUCUGUGUGUGUAUUCAAAUGUAUGAUUUAUACAUUUUUCUUUAUGUAGUUGAUUUUUGAGAAAGCUUUGU